UAUAAACAAUUUCCAAAAAAGAAAAAAAAAAAAAAGGAAAAGAAAUCCAAAAAUGGGAAGUGGAAGCCGAAAUUUACUCUGUAAAUCAUCAUCAUCCGCGCUACUCUUCCUCGCUCCGUCUUUCACUUCAGCUCAACUCCGUUUCAAUUCCUUCACUCCCUCCAAACUCCGCCGUAUGGCCACCCAACCUUCCUCCUCUCCCUCUUCCCUCACCACAAACGACACCGCUUCUCCUUCUCCUUCGCCCUCUCCUUCCUCCACGAUUGAUUUUCUCUCUCUUUGUCACCGCCUCAAGACUACGAAGAGAGCAGGAUGGGUAAAGAGGGGCAUAAAAGGACCAGAGUCAAUAUCAGAUCAUAUGUACAGAAUGGGAUUAAUGGCUCUGAUUGCUCCUGAUAUUCCCGGCAUUGAUCGUGACAAAUGUAUAAAAAUGGCGAUAGUUCAUGAUAUCGCUGAGGCAAUUGUUGGAGACAUAACGCCCUCGGAUGGGGUUCCGAAGGCUGAAAAAAGCAGAAAAGAGAGGGAAGCAUUGGAGCAUAUGUGCAAAUUGCUUGGCGCAGAGUCAAGAGCGAAGGAAAUGAGUGAGUUGUGGAAUGAGUACGAGGAGAAUUCGACACCAGAAGCUAAAAUUGUUAAGGAUUUUGAUAAGGUGGAGAUGAUCCUUCAAGCUUUAGAAUAUGAAAAUGAGCAAGGGAAAGACUUGGAAGAAUUUUUCCAGUCAACUGCUGGGAAGUUCCAGACUGAAGUGGGGAAAGCAUGGGCCUUAGAGAUAGCAUCAAGAAGAAGAAAGGAACGCUAGUUUCUAGCUUUGAGAUUUUCAGAUGUUUAGUUUGACCAAUAAUAAUGCAGGUCCUACCUUUUCCUCCCAUUUAUCCCACCUUAACCUCCAUGAGUUGGCUAGCAAGAAGCAGUGGAGGAGAGAAAUCGUCCACCUCCUGGUUUAUGCCUACCCAGCAUGGGAGAGGCAAGAUUUCUGGUUACAAUGUUGGAUGUGUUGGCACAAACAUGCACUGACUUGUUCUUGUGAUUGGAUGAGGCAUGAGCAAAUGCAAUUUGUUUUUUCUA
Molecule: messenger RNA, 1065 nt
Organism: Populus nigra (black poplar)
Lineage: Eukaryota; Viridiplantae; Streptophyta; Magnoliopsida; Malpighiales; Salicaceae
Exons: 8
Coding region: 53-799 (248 amino acids)
Cellular component (GO): cytoplasm
Molecular function (GO): 5'-deoxynucleotidase activity
Source: RefSeq, a predicted model, not a curated record